This is a messenger RNA of Candidozyma pseudohaemuli, 2085 nucleotides long. RefSeq lists its product as uncharacterized. Lineage: Eukaryota; Fungi; Ascomycota; Pichiomycetes; Serinales; Metschnikowiaceae. Bases 1 to 2085 code for a protein of 694 amino acids. The record is from RefSeq and is a predicted model, not a curated record. The transcript has a single exon. Gene Ontology annotation, biological process: DNA damage checkpoint signaling.
AUGUCUGACGAUGGAUUUGACGAUGACGAUCAUCUCCUAAUGGAGCUCGUAAGAGCCACCCAAAAGCCUGAAGCUCCUUUGGCAAAUACCACCGAACAGAGAGCUCAAAACCCACUGAGUAAUGGAGCACCUCAAACUAGUAUGGAGCAAAGGCUCUUUCGGGCCGACGGAGAGAUUGCAAUUCUCAGAGCUCAGUUGCAAUCGCUCCAGAGUCAGAAGACUGACGAGCUAACGCGUCUUCAGAACCAGCUUGAAUCGGCUAGAUUGCUGGGAGAGGCACAAGCCAAUGCUUUAAAGCAAUCAGUACAAAGGUUAGAGGACGAGAAGAAGUUUCUUGGUAACGAGGUUCGUGCCCUUUCAGCUUCCAAGAGAAGAAAGAUUGAUGUCCCUAGUACAACCAAAGAUGAUUCGGCUACUCCAGCUCCACCAAGUCAUCACUUCGUGCAUAAUAUAGACAAGAAGCCGGACUUCCAUGCACCCAGUUCCUUUUCGAUCAACGUGAAUGAUGACUGGUCUCAAUUUUGCAACCACAUAUGGAACUCCACCAUCUUGGGUAGCCUGAGGACUGAUGCCCAGUUCUUGGAUAAGAUUUGGCUCGAGGCGCCGAUUACUGUGGAAGAGCGAGUAAUGAUUCCGGCCGAAACCUCUCUCAUGUCAUGCGUGUGGAGCUUCAUACUACGACACAGAGACGCCAGACUCGACAAUUUGGUCUUCAUCUUCUGUGAAUAUCUUGUGCAUCUUAUCCAAGAGCUUCUCCUGCGGCAGAACCUGGCUCUCGCUGUGCCGUUUCUCCUCUCCUUGAUAAACUCUGCCAUAAACUUCAAAACAGGUGCCACAAGUGAGAAGUUGGUCCUUCUCUUGACAACAAAAUUGGCCAGCAUCCUGGAUCACUUUCUGCAUUUGCUUGAUUGGACAUUUGAGGCGGACGAUCCACUUCUCACUAACCACGGGAAAACCUACCAGCAGCAGGUCCUCGAGAGAUUCACUGUCACGCUUCUCUUUGACGUGAUCGAGAAUGCAACUGUGAUAGCGACCCAGUACGGUGCUGACUUCGUGAAGUCGCUUUGGACAGAUCUGAUGGAUGUAGCACUUGUGCUAAAGCUUCUUCCCGAAAACACAGAAAGGUUCAAAUCUGCAGCUCAAACCAAUUUGUUGUAUAACUUUGUUGAAAUGCUUUCAUCCUCGUUGAUCGAAGAUGGAAUUGCAAUCCGAGAUGAGAAACUUGAAAAGCAACUCGUCACUUCCCUUAUCAAAGUGUUCCUUAUCGAUGUGGAAAUAAAAGAGGAUUCGAUGUUCUACGGCCUUAAUCGACCUUUAGGUUCGAAUCUUGAUUUCGCUAAGAUACUACAGAUGGUCCCAUCAGACCCCAUGUCGGUAAUUGGCCAGCCAUUUAUUUCAAUUGCAUGUCCAGCUGAUGAAAAUAAGCUCGACAAGUUCGAAAGGUUCGAGAUGCUCGAGGCACACGAGCAUCAUCUCUUGAGCUUAAGGCUUCGAAUUGCGUCAUUUCUAGAAUCACUUGUCAUGUCGCCCUCCGGUAAUACCAUGGAGAUUAUUACUUGCAAGGAGAGUAUGAAGUCAAUUGUUCGGAUCAUUGCAUUGGAGCAAAAUCAGAUCAUCCAUCAACCACGCUCCAAACAUGUGCACAUGAGGAUCUCGAUCGUUGCCAUAUUCCUCAAAAUCCUCUACUUCAUUGCAGGAGAAAUCGAGAAUAUCAACACUAUCAUAUACCCAGAAACUCUUUAUGAGUUGUUCGUCGUUCUUAUGCGUAUAGCGUUUGGGUCCGAUCACUUAUCACAGGAAGCUACGAGACUACUCACCAAGAUAAGAGCGGAGGGCCAUGUACAUGUGCCAGUUUUCAACAAGUGGUGUGAACUUCGAGCCAGACAGGUGGCUCAUUUUAAUGUUUAUGAAAGUGGACCAGAUAAGUUCGAUGAGUUGGCGGCCAUUGAGACAGAUUUUGCCAAUGGACUCGAGGUUCCGUACGAGCAAGACACCGUGGAGAUAGCAAGGGAAAUCUUGAGUCUCUGUGUCAAUCAUGAUGAAGCAGAUAACCUUUACUUCAACAUGAACUACGAGGAGGUUUAA